AAGUAUCAAGUGAUAUUUGGUUGGAAAUGAGGGGCGCCUAGUGAAAUAAGCCCAAAACAAGCUAAAUCAAAACUGCUGACGGAGGCAACUCAACUGGAGAGAGAGAGAGAGACAACAAAAAAAGAGACUAGGCAGAGACACAACAAAAAAAGAGACCAGGCAUGAGGAGAGAGGGCCAGCUGGCUGCUGAUGAAUGCUGUUCUGUAAUCUUCUGGGUGAAGCACCGCACAGCCAGGCUGUACUUUCCUAAUCCAUGCUGUCUAUCUCUAUUCUAUCCGAUCAACCUUAUGCUUCUCUCUGAAGCUCUCAUAAAUUGUCCUUCAUUUUCUUGGAAAAUCUUGGGGAAUGGAAAAUCCAAUUACAUGAAGAGGCAAAGCAAUGCAAGCAUCUCAAGAAAUCUCCAAUUCUCCUCCAGAAGACCAUGCUCCCCAGGGUUAUCUUGAAACUGGGAGUCCCACUGGAGAAAUCGUAAAUUCAGGAACAAGUCGCUCAGAUCGCUCUCUUCAAAUAACUCCUAGGCCCAUAGGUUUUGGAAGUAGCCUCAGUGGAAAAGGCUUAUUGCAGUAUCAGGAUACUAUGAAUGGUGUUACUUCAUCCUUUCUUCUGACCUUAAGCUUGAAGAAGAAGUUCACAGAAUGUAAUGGUGAAAGAAGUCCUCUCCUAAAUUCAGAGCCUGCACCAAACCUGCCUCCUUCUGUUUCCAGAUCUGUUUCAGGAAGUAUAUUGGGUGUACGUUUUCAUUGCUUGGUUUGAAAUGUUGAAAUUAUUUCAUGCACUUUGGUGGCAAAGGAGAUCACACAGACGUUGAUUGGAGGAAAGUAUUUUAGACAACUGUCCUGCAUUUUUGGGCCACAAGUUAACUGGUAGAACUUUAAGAAAAAUAAAUAUUAUCUUAGUACUCCAAAUAGAACAAAAGGAUCCAAUCUUAAUUGUAUUGUUAUAUGCUUUCUGUGUGCUAUUCUUAUUAUACACCAUUAUGCUGUGGAUAAGUGCUUUUCUCUUGAAUUCGUUGAAUUAUGCAUCAUGUCUGUGUGGAUAAGUGCUUCUUUUGUUUAAGCAUCACUUCUAGUGGCAGAAACCAUCAUUAUGUCCUGUAGUUACGGCUACUGAAUUGCUAUGUGUAGAUUGCUUGUUGAGAACUCCCUAUUUUGUGAUAAAAAGCGCUUCCUCCUCAACUAUGGUAGCCAUUGUAUUAAUUUUUCUUAUUCACUGCCCUACUACAGUACAUCACAAAUCUCAGCUUUAAAUGCAUUGUUUUUGUUAUUUUUUCUAUUAUAAUUAGUCUGUAGGCUUGACAUAUUGUAAUUUGAUUUAUCAUUGCUCUUGCAGAGAGGGUCAGUUCAAGCUCCGGUUUCAAGGUCUCUCUCUGUCCCUGGGCGAAAUUGUGUUAUUGUGAGAUCGUUUUCUUUUGCUACCCAUGGAGAGAAUGGCCAAAUGGAUACUUUUGAUGAUGAAGUAACUCCUGUUCCGUUGGAAGAGAAUGAUGAGGAGAUUCCUGAAGAGGAAGCAAUAUGGGGGAUUUGUUAUGGGGCAUGUGAUGAAGGAAAUACACUCAUGAUGGAAUGCAGUUGCAAAGGUUCCCUUAGAGGUAUUAUUGAUGAAGAAUGCAUUGUAAAGUGGUUUAGGAUGAGAGGAAGGAAGCAAUGUGAUGUCUGUGGGCAAGAAAUCUCCAACUUACCAGUAAUAUUGCUUCGAGCACCGACUUCCAUGCAAAUAAACAAUAUGUUGGGCCAUAAUCCACAGAAUUUGAAUUCAUAAAGCAUGAGUGUCUUGCAGGGCAUUGCGAUGCUCGUGGUGAUCCGCUCAAUAUGCUAUUUCUUAUUUCUUGAGCAGCUACUGGAUUGGAAUACUUCUUCUUUGUGCUAUCCCAAAUCUCGUGCCAUCUUGUGGAGGAAGACAUUUACCAUGCAGCUUUUCACAGUGAUCAAAUAUAUAUGGACAUAUGCGGCUCUUCAAUUUGCACAUGUGGCUAUGAUUCUUUUCCUUUUCCAUUUCUUGGGCGAUCUUGAAACUGAGAUUCCAUCUGGCAAUGUCGUAAAUUCAGGGACAAGGCACUCUGAUCUCUCUCUUCAAAUACCUCCUAGGCCCAUAGGUUUUGGAAGUAGCUGUAGCGGAAAAGGGUUAUUGCAAUCCCAGGACACUAUGAUUGGUGGCACUUCAUCUGAGGGCUUUCUUCAGGCUUUAAGCUUGAAGAAGAAGUUCACAGAAUGUGAUGGUGAACGAUUAGAGUACCUUUUUUGGCAUCCGUCAGGCCUGCAUCAAACCUGUCCCCUUUUGUUUCCGCACCUGUUUAAGCAAGUAUAUCGAAUGUACGUCAAUCUUCUUAUGACUUGGUGUGAAAUGUUGAAGUUAUUUUAUGCACUUUGGUGGCCAAGGGGCUGACAUAGAUGUUGAUUGCAGAGGACUAUUUUAGGAAAAUACCCUGGAUUUGUGUUUGGGCCACAAGUUAACUGGUAAAACUUUGAAGAAAAAACAAAUGUUAUCUUAAUACACCAAAUUGAAAGAAAGUAUCCAAUCUUAAUCGUAUUGUUAUAUGACAUUGUGCUCUGGAUAAGUGCUUCGCUUUUCUCUCGAAUUCAUAGAGUUAUACCCGUUAACAAAAGAAGCUUCAUGUCUCAGUGGUAGAAGCCAUCUCUAUGUCCUUUAGUUAUUGCGAGUGAAUUGCUAUAUGUAGAUUGCUUGCUGAGAAGUCCAUGUUUCAUGAUAAAAAAGCACCUUCUUCUCAACUAUGGUAACCAAUGUAUUAAUUUUUCUUAUUCACUGCCUUUCUACAGUACGUUGCUAAUCUCAGCUUUAAUCGUGUUCCUUUUGGAGGUUUUUUUUUUAUGUAUUGUAAUUUGAUUUGUUGUUGUUUUUGCAAACAGGAUCAGUUUAAGCCCCAGAAUCAAGGUCUCUCUCUGAUUGUUCAGAAAUAAUGAGGACUUUGUGACACUCAUGCUGAUUAGCUCAUUCUGCUGUUUCUUCUUUCUUGAGUUCCUACUUAUAUCCAUCAAGCAUGCAAGCACAUAUGCGGCUCUUCAAUUUGCACUUAUGCCUCGUGGCUAUGAUUCUUUUCCUCUUCCAUUCCUUCGGUGAGUCAUACUUCCAACAAUUGUUAGAUUUGAUAUCAUAUGGUUUGUUUCAUUGCCUUUUAUUUUGCAUCCCUAUAUUUUGUCGCAAAAUAAAAUUAAUUUCUCUUGCAGUUUUAUUUGAUCGUAACAGGGUUUGAGUUUUUGAAAACUUGAACUCUCCAACUAAAGUACGAAUAUAAAGCAAGUUGAGGCUCAUUGACAUCGCAAAACCCAAAAGAACGCUGAUAAUUGGUCCGAGAAUUAUCUUUAACUCUUUUGAAUGCAUAUGAAAAAUUAUAGAUACACCGCCAUCAGUGUUUAACUAGUAUGAGUAAAUAAAAAUCAUUCAUUCUCCUCAAAAUCAGCUUUAUGCAGGGCUAGAGUUUUCAAAAGCGUGGAACUCUCCAACUGAAGUGUCAAAUAUAAAGCUAGUUGAGGCUCAUUGACAUUGCAAAAGCCAGAAGGAACGCUGAUAAUUGGUCUGAGACUUGGACUGGUUUGGCUUCAGAUUUCGAUCCAAGUUCUCUGACCAAUUGUCAGUGUUUUUUUUGGGUUUUGACAUGUCAAUAUAAGUCCCAACUCGCUUUGUAUUUCGUACUUCAACUACAAAGUUCAAGUUUUUGAAACUCUAGCCAUGCAUAAAGCUGAUUUUGAGGAGAAAUAAAGGUUUCGAUUUUCUCAUACUAGUUUUGCACUGAUGCUAGUUGUGUAUAUACAAUUUUUGCAUAUACAUUCAAAAGAGUUAAUGAUAAUAAGCACCAAGUUUUCUAUCAAUUGCUUGUUAGCCUCUUUGCUUGUUGAUAUAUUCAUCUACCACAAGUUCAACAUUACCAACCAACAAAACUAGUGAUUAGAUUUUGCUACAAAGGUGUACUAAGUUUGUGAGAAUCAACUAAUGUUGUAUUUAUACGUUGAUUUUA
Diospyros lotus (date-plum) is the source of this 3970-nucleotide messenger RNA. RefSeq names its product probable E3 ubiquitin ligase SUD1. The record is from RefSeq and is a predicted model, not a curated record. NCBI's taxonomy places the organism in Eukaryota, Viridiplantae, Streptophyta, Magnoliopsida, Ericales, Ebenaceae. Bases 1762 to 2382 code for a protein of 206 amino acids. The transcript has 9 exons. Gene Ontology annotation, molecular function: zinc ion binding.